AUGCAGAAAUUCUAUGACAUGCUGAACCAGAUCAGUGUUACUAUGCCUUUUGUGGAGGCACUUGUGAAAAUGCCAGGGUAUGCCAAGUUCAUGAAAGACUUGGUCACCAAGAAAAAAAAUGUCAACUUUGAGACAGUCAAAGUGACACAUCAGUGCAGUGCAAUCAUUUCACAAGCCGGAGUGAAAAAGAUGAAGGAUCCGGGGGCGUUCACUAUCCCUUGUAUUAUCGGUGUGACAAGCUUUGCCAAAGCAUUGUGUGACUUGGGGGAAAGCAUUAAUCUAAUGCCUUAUGAUGUGUUCAAGAAACUAGGUUCGGGUGAUCCAAGGCCUGCUUCUAUGAAGCUUCUUAUGGCGGAUCGAACUCUGAAAAAACCGUUGGAGGUCAUUGAUGACAUUCUUGUCAAAGUGAGUCGUUUCACCUUUCUAGAUGACAUUGAGAUAUCGGAUUGCGAAGUGGAUAGAGAGGUCCCCAUCAUACUUGGUAGACCAUUUUUGGCUACGGGGUGGGCCAUAUGUGAUGUGGAAGAAAAAGAAUUGAAAUUUCGCUUGAAUGAUGAAGAAGAAAUCUUCCAUAUCUAG
Molecule: messenger RNA, 579 nt
Organism: Nicotiana attenuata
Lineage: Eukaryota; Viridiplantae; Streptophyta; Magnoliopsida; Solanales; Solanaceae
Exons: 1
Coding region: 1-579 (192 amino acids)
Source: RefSeq, a predicted model, not a curated record